AUGUCCACCUGUAUGUUCCAGAACCCCACCCCACCGUCCCACUGGCACGGCACCAUCACCACCACGUCGCUGCCCUCAGCAUGCGUCCAGUCACGGGAAGACUUCAAGUACAUCCGGGAACACGCCCCUUUCUAUGACGGGAGCAUGGACGAAGACUGUCUCUACCUCAACAUUUACGUGCCGGUCAUUCUGUCCAAAAAGGGUCUGUUUCCUGUGUUGGUGCAUGUCCACGGUGGCUCCAAUAUGGCGGGGAUGGGCGCCAUGUUUCACGGUGACGUACUGGCGAGCGAAGGGGAGAUGAUCGUUGUUACAUUCAACUACAGGCUGGCGGCUCUAGGCUUCUUGAGUAUACCUGACCUUGACAUAGCUGGGAAUUUCGGCAUCUUUGAUCAGUUGCAAGCACUACGCUGGGUCAGCGAGAACAUCGCCAACUUUGGCGGUGACCCUGGGAAGGUCACCUUACAAGGUCACAGUGCCGGAAGUACUGACGUUGGUCUCCAUUUGUUAUCUCCCCUCUCUCAGGUGUACUUCCAACGUGCCAUCCUACAGAGUGGGUCCCCUACGGUCGACUGGGCGCUCAUGUCUAGGAGGGAGGAGACCGACGCUUACAGUGGACCCAGGAGUCACCUGGUGGCCUUAGGGUGCCAAGACAGGGUGGACGGGCAUAGGACGCUCAGGUGUCUUCGUGAAGUGGACGCCAGAACAUUGGCAGAAACACGAUACAAUUACACACAAGGCUACCACCAUUUCACACCCGUCAUAGACGGGGUCAUGAUUGUGUCCAACCCAGUGGGGUCAAACCUGCAGGACAAGGUCAAGGCUGAAGCUGUGAUGAUGGGGCUGGUCAAAGACGAGGGGUCACUGACUGCCGAGGUCAUCAUGAGAUCUGAACACCCAACCGUCAACGACACGGACGAUGCCAGACCCGCCCAGCCGCUGGACAUACCGUACGAUGAAGUGCUGAAGAUGAUCGUAGACUUCUACCCCAGGCUGCAGUUCCACACGUUUGCGGCAGAUUUGAUCCAACUUUUAUACAAACCAUGGUCAGAUCCAGACAACAUCACAGCCAAAGCACUGGCCUUAUCUGAAUUUUGUGGUGACAUAGUCUUCAACUCCGCCACCCUCCAGUUCGCUGAUAUGCUGCGAGAGGUGCCCCAGUUGGAUUUGUUCCUGUACCGGUUUGAGCACAGGUCAACUUUGUCCAUACACCCUCAGUGGAUUGGUGUCCCACACGGCGAUGAUCUGUUUUACCUGUUCGGCUGUCCACUUGAUGGUCACCCUGUCAGGAGCUACACACACCUGGACAGGAAGGUCAGCCUGAAGCUUAUAGAGACGUGGUCCAGUUUCGUUCAUACUGGAUGGCCAUCCAAAAAUAAAACUACUUCACAAGUCCAGCCUUUUUCUCCCGACGAAAGUUAUUUCAUCAUCGACAACAACGGGACAGACGCCACCAUAACCAAGGGAAACCACCUACGUGCGCAGUUCCACAAAUUUUGGAACAGCUUCAUUCCCCUGCUAGCCUCGCCUCCCCCCUCACCAGCAGGUUCCGAUACUGUUCGGCUGGUUCUAAUCGUCUGUGUGUGUCUGCUGUUGGUGUUCUGUGUAGGUCUUGCUGUCUGCUUUGUCUACUACAGGAGACUGGUCAAGUCUUCAGCCGUUAUAGCUCAAACCGAGGCUGAAGCAAACGGUGUAUGUAAAACAUAG
Molecule: messenger RNA, 1704 nt
Organism: Physella acuta
Lineage: Eukaryota; Metazoa; Mollusca; Gastropoda; Physidae
Product: acetylcholinesterase-like
Biological process (GO): choline metabolic process; acetylcholine catabolic process
Cellular component (GO): plasma membrane
Molecular function (GO): acetylcholinesterase activity
Source: RefSeq, a predicted model, not a curated record